AGUCUGACCAGCACAGACAGCCCUUGUGGUGGCAGCCUGGUGGAGGAGCUGCUGGCCGGGGCCAGAGCAGCCCAGAGACAAGAGACCAGAGGACACAGAGGGUAUCAGAGGCAAGAGAGAAAGAGGCCCCAGGAGCAAAGGAGGCAACAGCCAGCCAGGACCUGGACGCAAUGGAGUCAGGCAGGUGCAGCCUGGCCAGGAUGCUGGUGUGCCGGCUCUGGACCACCGUCAGCAAGGCCUUGUUUGCUGAGUUCCUGGCCACAGGGCUGUAUGUGUUCUUUGGUGUGGGCUCAGCUCUGAGGUGGCCCUUGGGGCUUCCCUCUGUGCUACAGAUUGCCAUCACCUUCAACCUGGCCACGGCCAUGGUCGUGCAGGUCACCUGGAAGGCCAGCGGGGCCCAUGUCAACCCCGCCGUGACGCUGGCCUUCCUCGUGGGCUCCCAGAUCUCCCUGCCCCGUGCUGUGGCCUAUGUGGCUGCUCAGCUGGCGGGGGCCACAGUGGGGGCUGCUCUGCUUUACGGAGUCACGCCUGGGGAAGCCCGAGAGACCCUUGGGGUCAACGUGGUCCGGAACAGCGUCUCAACUAGCCAGGCGGUGGCAGUGGAGCUGGUUCUGACCCUGCAGCUUGUGCUCUGUGUCUUCGCUUCCACCGACAGCCGUCAGACCUCAGCAUCCCCGGCCGCCAUAAUUGGGGCCUCUGUGGCGGUGGGCCACCUCAUUGGGAUCUACUUCACCGGCUGCUCCAUGAACCCAGCCCGCUCCUUUGGCCCUGCCAUCAUCGUCGGGAAGUUCACAGUCCACUGGAUCUUCUGGGUGGGACCCCUGACGGGGGCUGUCCUGGCUUCGCUGAUCUACAACUUUAUCCUGUUCCCUGACACCAAGACCCUGGCCCAGCGACUGGCCAUCCUCACAGGCACUGCAGAGGUGGAGAAGGUGGAAGGGGUGGAACCCCAAAAGAAAGAAUCCCAGUCCAGCUCAGGGGACAUGGAAAUGGAGAGUGUAUGUCAGGUGGCAUAGAGCUUGGCCCCCGCCCUCAAGCUUCCGAAAAGAGCCCUGAAAGUGGGCAGCAUGCUUUGUAGGACCAGACUUCAGGUUUUCCCGGGGGAAGGGGGCUUGCAAGGUUGGGUAGGGAAGUUUGGCCUCUUGUCUUAACAGGGUAGGUAGGGAUCACUGACAUUACAAUUCUAGAUGGAAUUUGGGAAGCAAAUCUGUUCAGUUUUCACCUCCUCCACCUCUUUUAAUGGGACAGAGCAGAGGGAGGCCUGGGAAUUCCUGGUUGCCCUCCCUUUCUCAUCUGUCUGGACCCCAGUGGGGUUCCUGGGCCUCCAGAUCCCCAAGUCUUGGGGAAAAGGCAAUUUGAGCCCAGACAGCCAAUCUGCUUAGAGACUGAGGGUUACAGGGGCCUCAGGGAACCCCAACUUCUCACCCCACCCUUGGGGAGGAGGACCCAGACUUCCCAGAAGAGUCGGGCCCUGGGACCACCUCUGAGCUCCCCAGAGGGAUGUGGUUUGGGGGCUGCGGCUCCCUGCUCAGGCUGGGGCCUUUCUGAGGCCAGAGAUUGCCCUCCCGGUAGAUCUUCAUUCCUUACUCCUCCAAAUGCUCAGCAGAGAGCCCCUCCCUCUGAAAGGGCUGACAGGGAGAGGAAACUUCUCCAGGGCUGGUGGGGGGCCAGGGCUUAGGCAAGGGAGGUUGAGGCCAGAUAGCCCCUUCCCAGGGCUUGCUCUUCCCAGGAGUUCGCCUGACUUCCACUCUACAGCCCUAUUCACAGGAACAGUCCUAAGAGGGGGAAGGCCCCAUCCCAGCCCUCAUUCUCAUCCGCAGCCUCAUUUUCAGUUCUGCUGGCAUCCCCUAAAAGCUGUUGAAUAAGUCCCAAGGAUGGGAGGAACUCGGGAAUGACCCAGGAAACCAAGAUUUGCAAUUCAGGGCCUCUGAAAGACCACUGGAGUCUCAUCUGGUUUGUUAAUAGUUACAAGCUGCUGUAAACCUACUCUACCCAUGACUUGGGGUCCUGUUUAGAUCUCAGCUUCCCCAGCUAUAAAAUGGGCACAGCUUUCCCCUAGAGAUGGAUGUUAAAAUGAACAAGAGAUUGGAAAAUGGUUUUGGAAGUUAAAAUGCAGGAAAAACAAACCCAAUAAAUGAUGAUUAUUGUUGCUGUUACUGUAA
Molecule: messenger RNA, 2162 nt
Organism: Vicugna pacos (alpaca)
Lineage: Eukaryota; Metazoa; Chordata; Mammalia; Artiodactyla; Camelidae
Gene: AQP6
Product: aquaporin 6
Biological process (GO): transmembrane transport; carbon dioxide transport; water transport
Cellular component (GO): apical plasma membrane; plasma membrane
Molecular function (GO): water channel activity; nitrate transmembrane transporter activity
Source: RefSeq, a predicted model, not a curated record